Messenger RNA from Eufriesea mexicana, 1274 nucleotides. RefSeq names its product ferrochelatase, mitochondrial (gene FeCH). Gene Ontology annotation, cellular component: mitochondrion. Bases 81 to 1274 code for a protein of 397 amino acids. The transcript is spliced from 8 exons. Lineage: Eukaryota; Metazoa; Arthropoda; Insecta; Hymenoptera; Apidae. Gene Ontology annotation, biological process: heme biosynthetic process. The record is from RefSeq and is a predicted model, not a curated record. Gene Ontology annotation, molecular function: protoporphyrin ferrochelatase activity.
AGCGUGAUUGUGCAAGAAUCAUAAUCUUUAUAAAUAUUCGAUAUAUUCGUUAGUUUUUGGGAAGUGUUAAUUUGUUAAAUAUGGUCAGUAAAGUAAUAAAUGUAUUCCAACUUGGAAGACAAUGCGUAAAAUCUUCCAUUUUACCUUGGUGUCAGUUUUCUACAACAGUAAAUUCAAAACAAAUAAAUAAUGUUAAACCAAAAACAGGUAUUUUAAUGUUAAACAUGGGUGGGCCUAGUAAGCUUGAAGAGGUGCAUGAAUAUUUAUUACGUAUAAUGACUGAUCGUGAUAUGAUUCAACUACCAUUUCAAAGUCAAUUAGGUCCUUGGAUAGCAAAGUCUCGUACACCUAAAGUACAAAAAAAAUAUGCAGAAAUCGGUGGGAAAUCUCCUAUUUUAGAUUGGACAAAUAAGCAGGGUAAACUUUUGUGUCAAAAGUUGGAUAGCAUUUCGCCAGAAACAGCACCUCAUAAGCAUUAUGUUGCUUUCCGUUAUGCUAAUCCUCUUACUAACUAUACACUACAAGAGAUAGAAGAAGAUGGUGUUGAACAUACAAUUCUGUUUUCUCAAUAUCCUCAAUAUUGUUGUGCCACAAGUGGAUCAAGCUUUAAUGAGAUAUAUAAAUAUUAUAUUAACAGAAAAUUGCCUUCUAAUAUGAAAUGGAGUGUGAUAGACAGAUGGGCAGCGCAUCCAUUGUUCAUAAAGACAAUUAUAGAUAGAAUUAGAGAAGAAUUAGUUAAAUUCCCUGAGGAUGUGAGGAAAGAUGUUAUAAUUCUAUUUUCAGCGCAUUCGUUGCCAUUGAAGGCUGUAUCUAGAGGGGAUGCUUAUGCGUCCGAGGUAGCAGGCACGGUUGCUCUAGUAAUGGAAAAAUUACAAUAUUGUAAUCCAUACAAAUUGGUAUGGCAGUCAAAGGUUGGGCCUGUGUCUUGGUUGGAGCCUUUUACAGAUAAUGCUAUAAAAGCUUAUGUAAAGCAAGGAAAAAAGCAUUUUAUAUUAGUACCGAUAGCAUUUGUUAAUGAGCAUAUUGAAACUCUGCAUGAAUUGGAUAUUGAGUAUUGCAAAGAAUUAGCAGAAGAACUCGGCAUUGAUAAGAUAAGGAGAACUGCUGCACCUAAUGAUCAUCCUACAUUUAUAGCAGCUUUGGCAGACAUUGUUGUUUCUCACUUGAAAUCAGAUAGACCAAUUAGCCCCCAGUUCUUAAUGCGUUGCCCACAUUGCUUUAAUAGCAAUUGUAGAGAGAGCAAAGAUUGGUAUGCUCAAAUAUGUAAAAAUUAA